Branchiostoma belcheri (Belcher's lancelet) is the source of this 1129-nucleotide messenger RNA. RefSeq lists its product as uncharacterized. NCBI's taxonomy places the organism in Eukaryota, Metazoa, Chordata, Leptocardii, Amphioxiformes, Branchiostomatidae. The transcript has 3 exons. The coding region runs from base 90 to 1025 and encodes 311 amino acids. The record is from RefSeq and is a predicted model, not a curated record.
AGAACCUGGCUGACGAUUCUACCACAGACGAUCAAGUGCAUCUACCUGCAAGCGUCAAGUUCAAGGUCCAACCGAGGAUAACUCUAAGAAUGUGGACGCUGUGGCUAUUCCCGCUGUUUCUGGCAGCUCAAGCUCUGGCAGACGUGGGCGAUCUGCAGAACGCCGGCGGCCCGGACGGCGUCGGCCUGCCCCGGUCUCAGGGCAUCCCGCUGCACGUCUUAGACCACCUCGGUGCCAGCUACGUCGACGACGCCGGAUCUCCUGGCGUCGAGACCACCGCCGACGUCGUCAAGCGGGCGCCGGGAAAGCUGAGUCGGUUCGACAUAGGGGAGGGGUACAGCCGGUACGGGCGGGGGUACCUCCAGCAGCUGAUGAGCAGCCUAGAGUCGGGGUACAACCGCUCCAACCGCAAGGGUCUGACACGACACAACCUGGACCUCGGCUACAGCCGCUACGGCCGGUCCACGGACCAGCAGCCCUCUCGACAACAGCUCAGCCGGGACACCCGGGCGACCAAGCCGCUCAACCGCUUCGAUCUGGGGCUGGGCUACAGUCGCUACGGCCGCGGACCAAGCAAGGCUCUCAACCGCUUGGACCUGGGCCUAGGAUACAGUCGCUACGGGCGGGCACCCAAGCCUCUCAACCGCUUCGACUUGGGGCUAGGAUACAACCGCUACGGCCGGGGACCAACCAAGGCCCUCAGCCGCUUCGACUUGGGGCUGGGAUACAAUAGGUACGGACGGGGGGACGAGGCGGCGACAGCUUCACCCGACCAGGCCGCCGCCAGCGACGGGAGCACGGGAGGCGACUGGCAGGCACAGAGGUGGCAGGACCAGCCCGGCUACGACGAGCCGAGCCCAGCGGGCGGGGACAACGCGUCGACGGGACUCACGCCUUACGGCAAAGACGACGAUGCGCUGCCCGCUCGACCAAUCAGCCCACGGCAUAUUCGUGACGUCAUGACGCCCUUCAGGAGCUGGCUACCGGCGCAUGCGCGGUCGUUGGACGAGGCUACAGAGUCAUGAUGGCGCCCAGAAGAUAAGAUGGCGUCUCAAGAAGAGAAAGAACUUGAGACAAAUUUGAGGACGCUAGAAUUUUCCUAGACAACCAAACGUGCCCAUCUUGCAUG